Topomyia yanbarensis is the source of this 4848-nucleotide messenger RNA. RefSeq lists its product as uncharacterized. Gene Ontology annotation, biological process: DNA integration. The transcript has a single exon. NCBI's taxonomy places the organism in Eukaryota, Metazoa, Arthropoda, Insecta, Diptera, Culicidae. Bases 1 to 4848 code for a protein of 1615 amino acids. The record is from RefSeq and is a predicted model, not a curated record. Gene Ontology annotation, molecular function: nucleic acid binding; zinc ion binding.
AUGCCAGAGUCUAAGCCAGGUUCAUCCACCCAUUCCAAUCCAGUGGAAAAUACUGGUGCUAGUACUGCACUUGGGCAGUCAGCAUCAAAUCUUUCCACUCCCGUCAACAAGAAGCAGAAGAAAAAACGGAAGCUAAAAGAGAAGCUUCGAGCAAUGGAGCAACUCGGUGUUCUCGUCCAUCGCCGCGGUAUGGCCAAAGGUAAGGUAACCAAAAUUUUAAGUACCAUUCAACCCCAACACGAAGACAAUCUAGUGCUUAGUCAGGCACAAAUUAAAGUGUACACCAAGAAAUUGGAAUCUGCUCAAAAGGAGUAUGAAGCCCUGCAAGAGAAAAUCUUGGAGCUGGUAUCUGCUGAGGACAUGGAUGCUCAUGACCAACACUUCGAAGCCUUCGACGAUUUGUGUGACAUGGUAGGAAUCAUCCUGGAGGAACAGGGUGAAUCUGGUGUGCCUAUCGCAGCAAACUCCAUUCCACCGAAUGCUGCCACUUCACUGGUGAUCCAUCAGCCUCUCAGAAUGCCCAUUCCCACUUUCGAUGGAAGGUAUGAAAGCUGGCCGAAGUUUAAGGCAAUGUUCAUGGACCUAGUGGACAAAGCACCCGAUCCGCCAGCUGUUAAGUUGUACCAUCUCGAUAAGGCAUUAGUGGGUAGUGCAGCUGGUUUAAUAGAUGCGAAAACGAUUAAUGAAGGCAAUUAUGCACACGCUUGGGAAAUUCUCGAGGAGAGGUACGAGAACAAACGACACGCCAUCGACUGUCAUAUUCACGGCCUUUUGAAUCUAACAAAAAUGUCUAAGGAAACAAAUGGCGAGCUCAGGAAACUGAUAGAUGAGUGCACAAGGCACGUCGAGAGUCUGAAGUUUUUAGAGCAACCUUUCACCGGAGUGUCGGAACAAAUAGUGGUCCACUUGCUUGCAGUAGCAUUGGAUAAAGAAACUCGAAGACGCUGGGAAUCCACCGUGAAGCAUGGGGAACUUCCUGGAUAUGACAUGAUGCUGAAGUUUUUAAAAGAGCAAUGCUUCGUUUUGGAGAGAUGCGAAAGUACCAAUCCCAAACAAUCCGCAACUCAAGUCAAACCUAUGAAUGUUCAGAGUAAGGAAUCUUUCGCCAAAUCACAUGCAUCUACUGCAUCCGCUGAAUCCGAGUACAAAUGCGACUUCUGUGGCAAGGGCCACCUAAACUACACUUGUCCAGAAUUCAAAGCGCUUCCCUUACAGCAACGAUUGUCCAAGGUCCGAGAACGAAACACUUGUUUUAAUUGCUUAAGGAAAGGCCAUCACAGUAGAGAUUGCCCUUCCGAUAAAACAUGCUUCAAAUGCAAUAGGAAGCAUCACAGUCUACUCCACGCGGAAGAAAAAACAAGUUCUCCAGUAACAAAGGAGAGAAGUUCAUCCAGAGAAGCUGAUACUCAAACAGUUAAGAAACCGACGCAAGAAGCAAAUCAUCAGGAACAAACACAACUUACUGCUGCCACCUGUUCGAGUGUACUUCCAAUACAGCAUAUACUUCUUCUCACAGCCGUUGUAGAGGCGAUGGACAAAAACUACAAACCCCACCCGUGCAGAAUUUUAUUGGAUAGUGGAUCCCAAGCCAAUCUGAUUUCGCGGUCCAUGAUAAAUGCAUUAGGAUUGCAGCAGUUUCCAUUAAAGGUAACCGUAAAGGGAGUAAAUAGCACGAAGAGCCAUUCGUCAAUGAGCAGCAUAGUCCAAAUCCGAUCUAAUUAUUCAGACUUCAGAGCGAGUCUUCAAUGUUUGGUGACGGACAACGUGACGGCAGACUUGCCCACUUCAAGCUUCGAUGUUAGUAACUGGGUGCUUCCAACAGGUGUUCAACUCGCCGAUCCGACGUUCCAUCAAACUGGCAAAAUAGAUAUGUUGAUUGGAAGCCAGUGGUUCCUGAAAUUGCUAUUACCAGGAGAGAUAACAUUAGCCGAAAAUCUUCCCGUACUUAAAGAGACUCAGUUCGGUUGGGUCCUGGGUGGCAGCUAUGGAGGCGAGACAACAUCUAAUUACAUAGUACAUUCACAUGCUGCAACGUUUGAUGAUUUGGAUCAGCUUAUCCGUCGGUUUUGGGAGGUCGAAGAAGUUUCCAACGAUGCACAUGGUUCCAAUGAAGAAGAAGAAUGCGAGCAGCAUUUCCUAAACACUCAUCGACGAGAUGCUUCUGGCAGAUACAUUGUUCAGUUGACUCUCAAGGAUUGUUUUAAUGAGCUUGGCGACUCCAGAGCCAUGGCGCUACGAAGAUUCUACGCAUUGGAAAGAAGGUUGAAUCAGCAUCCUGAUUUGAAGCAGCAAUACUCAGAGUUCAUGAGUGAGUACGAAGAUCUUGGACACUGCAAAGAGAUCAAUGAAUUCAAUGAUCCACCACAUAUAAGCAAAUGGUACCUACCUCAUCAUGCUGUUAUUCGACCAUCAAAUACAACCACUAAGUGUCGUGUCGUAUUCGACGCUUCCGCAAAGGUGUUCGGCCGCUCCCUGAAUGAUGUCAUGAAGAUAGGUACUAUUAUUCAGAGCGACUUGCAAUCAAUCAUCCUACGCUUCCGUGAACCUCGCUAUGUUUUGACUACAGACAUAGCGAAAAUGUAUAGGCAGAUUGUUGUUGACGACUGCCACACUCCGUUGCAAAGAAUAUUCUGGCGGAAAGAUUCAUCGAGCGUCGUGCGUGUAUUGGAAUUAACAACGGUUACAUACGGCACGGCAUCUGCACCCUUUUUGGCCACAAGGGCCCUUAAGCAGCUGUCCAUCGACGAACGAGAUAAGUUUCCUAUGGCAGCGGCUAUAGUCGACAAAAAUUUCUACGUCGAUAAUGGCUUGUUUGGAUACGACGACUUAUCACAAGCACGCGAUGCGCAAAACCAAUUGAUUCACUUGCUGAAGGCCGGUGGAUUCCAUUUGCACAAAUGGUCAUCGAAUAGUUUAGAGCUGUUGGAGACCAUUCCUGAAGCGGAUCGAGAGCAGCUAGUAAGUUUUGAAGAAUCCGGAGCCAACGAAGUCAUUGAAAUGCUUGGAUUAAUGUGGAAUCCUUCAACGGACGAGCUGCUGUUCGUAUCAAUGCCCACCUGUGAUAUAGAAACGCCAACCAAACGACAAGUUUUAUACUUGAUAGCCAGAAUGUUUGAUCCUUUAGGGUUGGUGUCUCCAGUAGUUAUCAUUGGCAAACUUCUUAUGCAGCAAACCUGGAAGGAAAACAUUGAAUGGGAUGAACAAAUUACAGGAGAGUUGUUGAAAAAUUGGAAAUACUUCCUUGUCGCUAUCGCCGGAAUCAAUCAACUGCACAUACCACGUCAAGUACUGGUGACCAAUGCUGCUCACUUUGAGCUGCAUGGCUUUGCGGAUGCUUCUCAAGGUGCAUUAGGAGCCUGUGUCUACAUUCGAUCCGUGAUCCCUGGUCUGGAUGCCGUAGUUAAACUACUUUGUGGGAAAUCGAAAGUAGUUCCAAAGGCAGCUCUCACAAUUCCUCGCAAGGAACUAGCGGCUGCGUUACUGCUGCAUCGUCUCGUGCGAAAAAUUAUUUCUUCCUCGAAUUUGCUUUUCAGUGCAAUCGUGUUGUGGUCUGACAGCCAAGUGGUUCUCGCAUGGUUGAAGAAAAAUCCCAGCCUACUAGAAAUUUUCGUGCGAAACAGAGUAUGUGAAAUUAUCUCUACUGAGAAUGAUUUUGAAUGGAGAUACGUAAAAACUUCUGAGAAUCCAGCCGAUGUGGUUUCUCGGGGUCAAUCAGCCAUUAAGUUAGCAACGAACAAUUUAUGGUGGAGUGGUCCAUUGUUCUUGAAAAGUGAUCCUUACGAGAUUGAAACUCCUACCCAACUAUGCGAUGAUGAUAUUCCAAAAAUGAAGUGUGUUGUCGUGGUGCAUACGGUUGUGCGUUAUGAAAAAUUACCAGUUUUCCAAAAAUUUGAAUCUUUUCGUAAAUUACAAAGAGUUAUUGCAUAUGUUCUACGAUUCUGCAAGAACGCGAAGGAGAAAUCAGCGGAAACCCGUAUCCUGAAAAAAUACCCUACUAUGACCGAAAUGAACGAAUCUAUGAAGGUGAUUGUUAGAGUGAUUCAGUAUCAAGAAUUUGCAGAUGAGAUAGCCCGUUUGAAAUCAGGUGCGCAAUGCAAGAGAUUGUACAAUUUGAAUCCUGUUAUCGACGAAGAGAUGCUAAGAGUUGGCGGUCGACUUCGACAUUCCCAACUACCAUUUUCCAGCAAACACCAGUGGAUUUUACCAAAUCGCAAUAAUGUAGUUGACAGUCUAAUUAAUGCACUUCAUCGUGAGAAUCUGCAUAUAGGUCCUAUCGCUCUUUUAGCGACUCUUCGGCGUCAGUUUUGGGUUCCGAAUGGUCGUUCUGCUGUGCGUAAGAUCACUCGUAGCUGUGUCCAGUGCUUUAAAACCAAACCGACAACGGUAGGCCAGUUCAUGGGUGACCUGCCAGCCAGUCGUUGUGAACGAGCACCAGCUUUUCAAAAGGUUGGACUCGAUUAUGCUGGACCUAUUCUUUUGAAGCAAGCUGGACGAAGGGCAGUUGCUGUUAAGGGGUACAUUUGUAUCUUUGUGUGUAUGGUGACCAAGGGUAUUCAUUUGGAGGCAGUCGAAAGCCUAUCAACCGAUUCUUUCAUCGCAGCGUUACACCGGUUCGUAUCCCGACGAGGAGUACCAGAGGACAUGUUCUCUGACAAUGGGACCAACUUCGUUGGUGCAAAGAACCAACUGCAUGAAUUGUACCAAAUGUUUAAACAGCAGUUAACGGAAAGGAAGCUGUUUGAAUUUUGUCAACCUAGAAAAAUUAACUGGAAAAUGAUUCCACCAAGUGCUCCUCACAUGGGGGGGAAUAUGGGAGGCAGGUGUAAAGAGUGCCAAAUCCGUACUUAA